Molecule: messenger RNA, 3186 nt
Organism: Limanda limanda (common dab)
Lineage: Eukaryota; Metazoa; Chordata; Actinopteri; Pleuronectiformes; Pleuronectidae
Gene: pms1
Product: PMS1 homolog 1, mismatch repair system component
Exons: 13
Coding region: 275-2971 (898 amino acids)
Biological process (GO): mismatch repair
Cellular component (GO): MutLalpha complex
Molecular function (GO): mismatched DNA binding; ATP-dependent DNA damage sensor activity; ATP hydrolysis activity
Source: RefSeq, a predicted model, not a curated record
CAGACUUCUCCUUCAAGUCAGUAUUUAACUGUUAAAGUUCAAAUCACGAUGUUUAUAUCUGCCUGAGAUCGUGACGUCACCUCUUCUGUUUGCACUGGUUCCAGUUGAACCAUCAGAGUAAACCAGUAUCAGCUGCAGACCAGUUACAGUCCCAGUUAAAGUGCCUGUUAGCUCAUUUAUGGAGGUUUAUUUACUUAAUUAAAUAGCUUUUCAUGGAGUAAAUGACUGGAAGGAGAUAACUGGACCCAUAACCUGGUGUCAGAGACCUGGAAUCAUGAACCAGUUGCCGCGGGAUACCGUGCGGCUGCUGUCCAGCUCCCAGGUCAUCACCUCCGUGUUGAGCGUUCUGAAGGAACUGUUGGAAAACUCCCUGGACGCCGGAGCUUCAAGCAUCGAUGUUAAACUGGAGAAUUAUGGUCUGGACCGGAUAGAAGUACGAGACAACGGCCAAGGGAUCAAAACCGCAGAUACUCCCGUGAUGGCUGUGAGACAUUAUACUUCAAAGAUCUGUUGCCAUGACGACCUGGAGCGUCUGGAAACGUACGGCUUCAGAGGAGAAGCACUGGGCUCCGUUUGUGCAGUGGCGGAGGUAGCUGUCACCACGAAGACGGUGGAGGAGGACAUCAGCGUCCAAUACAUGCUGAACUCCACGGGGGAGAUUGUCUCUCAGAAGCCGUCUCACUUGGGUCAAGGUACAACAGUGUGUGUGCUGAAGCUGUUCAAGAAUCUCCCAGUGAGGAGGCAGUUCUAUUCCUCUAGCAAGAAGUGCAAAGAGGAGCUGAAGAAAGUCCAAGACCUGCUGAUAGCGUACGCUAUAAUCAAACCUGACCUGAGGAUCACGCUCGUUCACAAUAAGGUGGUGGUUUGGCAGAAGUCCAAGGUGGCCGAUCACAGAAGUGCCCUCCUUGCUACACUGGGGCCCGGCGCCGUGGCCAACCUGCUUCCAUGCCACUAUCACCAAGAGCAACCGGAGAUCUCUUUAGAGGGUUUUCUCCCGAAGCCUGGAGCAGAUUACUCCUCUACCAGCUCAUGCAGCCCUGACAAAACGUUUCUAUUUGUCAACAACCGGCCGGUCCACCAUAAGGAUGUAAUGAAGUUGUUGCGUCAGCACUACGCGGCUCAGUAUCCAGGAGAUUCAGCCUCAAAUCGAUAUCCCACCCUUCUGCUAAAGAUGACUGUUUCACCCUCUUCAGUCGAUGUCAACCUGACACCGGACAAGACCCAGGUUCUACUUGUUAACAAGGAGGCUGUGCUCACUGCUGUGGAGGCUUUGCUGGUUUCUCUCUAUGGCUUUAAACCUGGCGGUGAUCCCUCGGCUGAGAAACAGCUCGGCCGUGAGAUGUCUCCUUCGCUGGAUGAUGCUUCAAGUAAAGAUAUGGAUGUCGGUGUCACCAACCACAAUGACCAUGGCAUCGCUCUGUCUACGGCCAAGGGCUCAGAUGCAUCACUGCCCCCCCAGACCUCGAACAGCAGCUCUUCAUCUUCUGUGGCAGAGGACUGGAUUGUCAACCAGUCCAGCUUUUCUCUUUAUGAUGAUGAAGCGGCUCAGAGCUGCACUCAGACAACAGAAACAGACUCGGCGAACAAAUCCUCGGAGAGACUUGAGGACAAUGUGGGUUCAGUGACAGAAACAAACCAACCCCAGAUCUCAGCGGAGGACUGGAGCCGCGGGACGGCUCUGACCGACCCCGUAUCACGAGAACCCCUGCAGCCCGUUAAAAUCCACCAGCCCUCCAAGCUCAAUCAUUCCCACUCAAAUGAGUUAAAGAGCAACUGCAGCUCGAACAAAAAGAUGUUCAACAGCAUAAUGGAGAAGCGGGAUGCUCUGACAGCCUACGACCUGAUCAGCAGCCGUGCCGUCAGGGCGCCGCUCUCGUCUGCCACCUUGUUGGAGAAGGAGGCCAGAGCCGAGGUCCUGAGGGAGGAACCCACAGCCGGCCUGCAGGAUGUCAGUGUCACCGCUCAAGAGAGGUGGAAAAAUCUGAGGGAGGACGACCAUAAGAAGUCUGAGGAGAAGGCGAAACACCACCAGGACCAAAGGAGCAAGCUGGCCCCUGCUGAGGGCCCCAGAGACCCCAGCCCGGCCCCCCCGAGGAGCCACGUGCGCAGCCUGAAACGCAAAGCCCCCCUGUCCAAUCAGCAGCUGCUGGACGAGCUCUUCUCUGCUCAGCCCCAGAGGAAGAUGAAGACCUCAGCAGCUCGGCCCUCGCAGCCGCUCCCCUGCAGCGUGGCGGCCCUGCGGCUGCGGCUCCAGCGCCUCUCAUCCCGGCGCAGCGCAGCGCCGCGGGCCCCCCCCCACCGCCUUGUAAACCGCCUGGCCUCUCAGAACGCCUGGGUCAUUUUAUGUGGUCAGAGGCUCAUGUUGUUAAACCCAUUUCGAGUGGAGGAAGCCUUGCUGUUUAAGAGACUUCUAGAGAAUAAUAUACUUCCAGCUGAGAGUCUGCAGAACCCGAUACAGUUAACAGAUGGAAAUCUAGGGGGAGCUGAAUAUACAGAUGCUUUGUGCAACAUGGAGAAACGAAGCCCUGAGCUGGAUGGACGCCUCCUCUUCUCUGAUCCCAGGCUUGUGGCUAAUGGGUUUAAAAUCAAACUCACUCCAGGCCUCACGUCAGCCGACAGACAUCUGGAAGUGACAGCCAUGGCCGACUGUGUGCCUUUCCUCGGUGUGGACGACCUCAGGGAGAUCCUGACUGCAGUUCUUCACAGGAAGGCCGGGACGGUGCAGGAGAGCCGGCCGCUCAAAGUCACAAACUACCUGCAGGGAGAAGCUGUACGACUUGCCCGGCAGGUGACCACAAAUCUAUCCAGGGAAGAUGUGGAGGAAAUGCUGGUGCGGAUGGAGCAGCAGCUUGGGGAGAACAGCAGGUCCUGCAUCCACGGCCGGCCGUUCCUCCAGCACCUCUCUGACGUCCCGGUCACCGAACAGGAAGCUCAGGCUCUGCUGACUCCAGAGCUGCAGACGCCUUCAUGAGAACUACCGCUUUGUUUCCAGUCUCUAAUGAUGUCCAACUUUGUUACAAGCAGAAUAUCAGAAUAAAGUGAUCAAGUAUGUGAUGCAUUUUGUCAACCGUGAAUAGUUCAUUUCUAUAAAAGGAAACAGAAUUGGUGGACUGGCUCUCGAUGUCUCUGUUUUGUCAUUUCUUUAAUCUUUUAUCUGUAUUUAUCUGGCGCUUCUCUAGUCUUGAU